Molecule: messenger RNA, 2262 nt
Organism: Phymastichus coffea
Lineage: Eukaryota; Metazoa; Arthropoda; Insecta; Hymenoptera; Eulophidae
Exons: 3
Coding region: 1-2262 (753 amino acids)
Source: RefSeq, a predicted model, not a curated record
AUGGACCCUGCCACCCGAAGAGUCUGGGAGGAGGAGAGAGAGGAGAAAACCAGCGAGCCGACCUUCGAACAGCUGGGGGAGUUCCUCCAGCGGCGGUUCCGGACGUUGCGGUCGCUGUACCCCCCGACCUCCGCCCUCCCUCAAUCGGCCAGCGCAUCCAACGCAUCCCGCAAGGCCGACCAGAGCCUCGGACCGCGGCCUCUGCUUCAACUGCUUGAGUGGCUCGCACUCGGCCAGGACCUGCCCGUCAAAUGGGACUUGCAGAAGCUGCUCCGGGGCCCACCACAGCCGGCCGGAAUUGACAUCGUCAUCGGUGCGGACGCCUACAGCCGGAUCAUCCAAUCGGGCGUCCGGAGCUACGGCCCGCUUCUGGCCCAGAACACUGUGUUUGGCUGGACGCUCACCGGGCCCGUGGCCGCCGACGUCGAGUGCGAGGCAGCGUUCGCUCGAGGAUGCAGCCGAGACCCCACAGGGCGUUACACCGUGGCCCUCCCGCUACGACCGGAACGCGUCGCUCUCCUCGGGGAGAGCCUGAGCCAGGCUCGUUCCGCCCUCGCCUCGAUGCACCGCCGGAUGCAACGGGACCAGGAACUGUCGGGCCGCUACCACGAGUUCAUGGCCGAGUAUGAAAACCUCGGGCACAUGCGGCAGCUCACUGCCGAGGAGCUCGCCGCACAUCAGGGACCGGCAGUCUAUAUCCCGCAUCACGAAAUCUGGCAACAUCACGAUCGAGGACGGAAACUGCGCGUCGUCUUCAACGCCUCGAGACCCACAUCCUCGGGAUACAGCCUGAACGACGCGCUGCACGCCGGGCCGAAGCUACAAGGGCACGUGGCCACCAUGCUCACUAGGUGGCGGCUGCACCGUUACGCCUUUUGCGUGGACAUCCAGAUGAUGUUCCACCAGAUCCGCGUGAGGCCAAAGGACGUCCACCUCCAGAGAGUGCUGUGGAGCCAGGACGCAGACUCUCCCGUCCACCACUACGCGCUGCAAACCGUCACUUACGGCGAGGCCUGCGCACCUUACCUGGCCCUCCAGACCAUCAGACAGCUCUGCGCCGACGAGGGCGCCCGCUUCCCACUCGCCCGAGAGGCCGCUGAGAACGACCUCUACAUGGACAACUUCCUCAGCGGCGGGCACAGUUUGGAGACAACCCGACGCCUCAGGGACCAGCUGAUCGCGCUCCACACGGCGGGCGGCUUCCACCUGCGGAAGUGGGUGGCCAGCGACCCCGCCUUGCUUGAGGACAUCGCCGUGGACGAUCGCCUUCGACCCAGCUGGGUCCAUCUCUCGGCGGACGGACCAUUCACCGAGCUCGGACUGACUAAGCGCAAGGCCCUCGCCGAGCUCUCCAGUAUCUUCGACCCGGCGGGAUGGCUGGCGCCAAUCACCCUCGUGGCUAAGACGAUCGUGCAGGAUCUGUGGAGAGCGAAGCUGAGCUGGGACGAGAUCCUCCCACAGGCGUGGCAGGACAAGUGGUCCGCAUUCCGCUCCACGAUCCUCGCGGCCACCGAGAGCGACAUCCCCCGAUGGAUCGGGCUUGCACCCGACAAGAACCUCCAGCUCCACGCGUUCGCCGACGCCAGCCGCCGCGCCCUAGCCGCCGCAGUCUACUCGCGGGUCACCGACAAGGACGGAAGCGUCACCACCGCCCUACUCAACGCUCGGACGAAGCUCUCCUCCAUCAAGAGCCUCCAGCCAGCAUCAACCGGACGCCUGCGCAUGACAAUCCCGCGACUGGAUCUGCGCGCGGCUCUCAUCGCCUCACAGCUUCUCACCACCACCGCCUCCGCCCUCAAGGUCCCGAUCUCGGCCUGCCACCUUUGGAGCGACUCUCACGUCGCACUGCAUUGGCUGCAGUCCGACGAACCGGUGGGAAACGACAUCGUGGACAACUACAUCGCCCACGUCCAGGAAUUGGUUGACGGAGCAACCCUUCUCCACGUGCCCACCACCAACAAUCCCGCGGACAUCGCCUCUAGGGGGGUCGGUUCGGACGCCCUCAAGGACCACCGCCUCUGGUGGACCGGGCCGAAGUGGCUGUCCAGCCCCGAAUCCGCCUGGCCCCAGACCGCCCUCGCCGACGACCCACCGUCUACAGGCCCGGACGACACCAUCACCGCCUGCCUGCCUACGGAUGUUGCUGUAGAUAAGGUUGCUGUUGACGUCGCUGGUGAUGUUGACUUCGACGUUACUGAUGAUGAUGAUAAUGUCAUCAACGCUGAUGAUGUUGACAACCUCGAAGAUGGUACAUUAUCUUGA